UCUGUCUCCCCAAACUGAGCGGUUGGAGUUUUCCGGCGGGAAACUGUGUUACACGUGCGCGCCCACAAAAAGUUUGUCAAAAAGUGUCUUCCGGAACUUGGUCGGAUGAUUGUGGCGUGAAGUUGUUUUGUUGGCGAUAGUUAGUUUAAGUUAGUUUGUAGUGGUUUUCGCCCAUCCAAGAUUACGCAGCUAUAUGAUUCCAGAAUGAAUUCAUUUGAAACAGAAAAUACAAUAGCAGCCUCCUUUAACCAUCUGGCAAUUUACUUAAACGACCAGAAAUAAGUUCAUUCAUUUUCAUUUACUAUACCGACAUGGACAACAACUUUGAAAUGUCGGACGAUAAUUCAACUUCAGCCACAGAUUCGUAUAAUGACAGCGAUUACGUCGAUCCAAGGUUGAUGGAGAGGUAUCUCCAGAAUAAAGCAAUUGAUGAACCAGCCUAUACGGUCCUUAUUGUGAUGUACUGCUUUCUGAUGAUUAUGGGAGCUUUAGGAAACACUCUUGUUAUCGUAGCCGUAGUUCGCAAGCCAGCCAUGAGAACUCCUAGAAAUAUGUUUAUAGUAAACUUAGCAGUAGCGGAUCUUCUCUUGUGCGCUAUUACAAUGCCCCUUACUCUUAUGGAAAUUUUGACGAAAUACUUCCCUCUCGGAAACAAUCUGUUUAUAUGCAAGCUAAUUGGCAUACUCCAAGCAACAAGUACUUACGUUUCUACCAUCUCCAUUACUGCGAUAGCGCUGGAUAGGUAUCAGGUUAUCGUAUAUCCAACCAAGGAGAGUUUACAGCAGUUUGGAGCAACGCUUAUUCUUCUUCUAAUAUGGAUGGUGGCAUUAUUGCUUGCAAUGCCUCUAUUCGUUGUAAGACAUCUUGUACACCACACAGUCUCCAUUCCGUCAAUGGAGAUGGAAUGUUUAAAUAUCAACUUUUGUAUAGAAAAUUGGCCAAUAGAUCACGGCAGGGCGUACUACUCGAUAUUUUCGUUAAUUUUCCAGUACACACUGCCCAUUAUUAUUGUGUCGGCUGCCUACGUAAGAAUUUCUUAUAAGCUAAGAAAUCGAUUCGCUAGCGGUUUUACUAGUGAUGAAGGACAUGGCAAUCGACGGGAACUUCGUGGACGCCGUCUUCAUAGAACUAAUUUGCUACUAGGGUCAAUUGCCGUCAUAUUUUGUAUAAGCUGGUUGCCACUUAACGUAUUCAAUUUGGUAGCGGAUCUUUCGGCAAAUGACUCUUUUACUUCGCAGCCAAUGAUGAUUUGUUACGCUGUGUGCCACAUGAUGGGAAUGUCUUCAGCCUGUUCCAAUCCCAUUCUCUACGGUUGCCUCAACGAAAAUUUCUGGAAGGAGUUUAAAGACAUCUUGUGUAUAGAGUCUAGUGUUGACACACCCGGUAAUUCGAAAAAGGUGUCCUUUCGUAAAAGUUCCCAAAAAUCGCAAAACAAAAGUAAGCCAGAUCUAGUGACGGGUGCCAUGGAUUACCAGCCGUGUAACACCGUUAGCACUGACAUGACAGUAUUGACCAAGUGCUAGCCUUGGAGGAGUGCGUAUGUAAAUAGUAACAAUUGUAUAAGAGACGAUAAAACUAUUGACUGUGUGUGAAACAUGAUACGAAGGGAGUUUUAUAACUUUACAAGAACUAUAUUAAUGACCAAUAAGUUAAGUAGUGCACAUUACCAGAACAAACAUUUGUAUGUUAGUUAUACAUUUUUGUUUUCAAUAUAUAAAUAAUAUUUUAA
This is a messenger RNA of Diabrotica balteata, 1729 nucleotides long. The record is from the annotation of a GenBank genome assembly. Lineage: Eukaryota; Metazoa; Arthropoda; Insecta; Coleoptera; Chrysomelidae.